AUGGGUGUUGCAGAAGCCAUAGCUUCGCUGAAGUCCAGACAAGCAGCAUUUCUGGUCCUCAGACUGCUGGAGUUAACUGGCUACAUGUUUCCACCACCAGCCAAGCUUAAGAAUGGUGACAGUUUUGACUACGUCAUAGUAGGAGGAGGAACUUCAGGCAGCGUCGUAGCCACCAGGUUGGCGCAGCAGAGGUACAACGUGCUCCUCAUCGAGGCUGGGCAAGAUGCUCCUUACGAGACUGUCUUUCCAUCUUUGAUGUCAUAUCUCAAACACUCCGAGUCAGAUUGGGCCUAUUCAUCCGAGAAUGACAAAUUCAGUUAUCAAUGUCAUCCGAACAGAAACGCGCAGAUCACCAUCGGCAAAAUGCUGGGAGGAUCAGGUGCUUUAAACCACAUGGUCUACUCGAGAGGGCACCCUCAAAAUUAUGAAGACUGGUACUGGAUCACCAAUGACACCAACUGGAAAUGGAGAAAUGUACUGCCAUACUUCAUCAAGUCAGAAGCAAUUCACGACAUUCGUAUUUUAAAUUCUACUCGACCGGAAUGUUUUUUUGGAAGAGAAGGCUACAUAGGAGUUACUAGAAACGACGAUCCGUAUACUGAUCAAUUUUUAGAAGGCUUUGAACAAAUUGGAAAACAUCUGAUUGACAUAAUUGAUGGAAGUGAAUUAGGAUUUUCACGAGGACUCUUGACAGUACAUGAUCAGAGGAGACAAGAUGCUGGAUCUCAGUACCUUAAGCACGUCACUGACAAUAAAUACCUAGCUGUUGCAAAAGGCUCUUUAGCAACCAGAAUCAUAUUUGACAGAAACAAAAAUGCUGUAGGAGUUGAAGUAAUUACAGAUGAAAAUGAAAUGAUAAUUAUAAAUGCAAGACAAGAAAUAAUUGUAACAGCCGGGGCUAUAAAAACACCUCAACUGUUGAUGUUAUCGGGUGUGGGACCUAAACAUGAUAUAACAAAGCAUCAUAUUGCUGUAGUAGCCGACCUGCCAGUAGGAAAGAAUCUUCAAGAUCACGUAGGUGUUUUUAUUCCUCAUAAAACAAACAAACCUUUGGUAAGAGAAGACACAGAUCCCAGCAAGUAUCCAGCAGGGUUGUUUGUUGGAUAUGCAGCAUUAAAUGAGACAAGAGCAAAGCAUUUGACAAUCCCUGACUACAAAGCCAUGGGUCUUGUAUUUAACGAUUUGGAUUCCAUUGUGCAAAUAUUCUGCGCGUCUGAGAACAAUUUCGCUGAAUCUACCUGUAGUAGGUUAUACCACGAAGCCAAUGGCAACCAAGUCUUAAUAACUUUGUUAAGCAGUCUGUACACAGACUCUCGUGGUCAAGUUCAACUCAGAAGUGGCAAUCCACGAGAUCCACCAAAAAUAUUUACUGGUGCCUUUUCAGACAAUCUUGAUUUAGAACUCUAUGUGAAAUAUGUCCUCGAUUAUUUAACGGUUGAAAAGUCAGCUGCGUUUAAGGCUUUAAAUGCAACGAUGGUGGAUUUGACGAGACCAAGAUGUGAUAGAUACGUAAAGGGAAGUAGAGAAUAUUGGGAAUGCUACAUACUUUGCAUGAUGGUGAGCUUACAACACUAUGCUGGUACCUGCGCCAUGGGAUCUGUAGUAGACAGUAGACUAAGGGUUUAUGGUGUGAAUAAACUGAGGGUAGCAGAUGCAAGUGUUAUGCCAACACUAGUUACGGGGAACCCAAACGCUGCGGUAGUCAUGAUUGCUGAAAGGGCAGCAGAUUUUAUAAUAGAAGAUGCAGGUGCGUACAAUAAUGUUGAGCAUGAAACAAUUAAACGGGAUCAAAUUCAAAACCUACCCGGAAAACUUGUCUGAAAAAUACAUAGUUUGUAAAAACCAUUUUGUAUUUAAGAAAAUAAAUAUACAAGUCAA
Messenger RNA from Helicoverpa zea (corn earworm), 1878 nucleotides. Its product is annotated as ecdysone oxidase-like. Lineage: Eukaryota; Metazoa; Arthropoda; Insecta; Lepidoptera; Noctuidae. Bases 1 to 1821 code for a protein of 606 amino acids. The record is from RefSeq and is a predicted model, not a curated record. Gene Ontology annotation, molecular function: ecdysone oxidase activity; flavin adenine dinucleotide binding. The transcript is spliced from 3 exons.